GCGUAUUCCCACUCCACACCACAUUAUCAUCACGUGACUAUGUCCCGAGAUUGCCUUUCCGCAGCUCAGCUUCUUCACCUCCGCACUCACUCAUCUCUCUACUCCAAAUCCCAAAUCCCCUCUCAUCACCCGCAAUGUCCCUCCCAACCCUCGCGCGUACUCUGCGCAUGACGGCGCCCACAAAACCCACAUCCCUAACGCGUCUCCCCACACCCACCACCUUCAACAUCGCGCGCACCUUCACCACAACCCGCCACCACCAAGCAACCCAACCAUCAGCAGCACGCACGAGACCCAACAAUUCUACCUUCAACAACAACAACAGCAGCAGCAGCAGCAGCAGCAGCACAAAGUCCUCCUCCCCACCCGAGAACAACACCACCACCACCUCCCCAAAUGCCCCCCAACAAACCCCCCCAAACCCGCCCCAAAAAAUCACCCCCAACCUAACAACCUCGGGGCUACACGACCAGCCGCCCUCCCCGCUCCCCACCCCCACCGACUCGCCGCACCAGUCAACGGAAGACCGAAUCGACUGGACGCGCUCCUUCCACGGCCUGUCCGCGGAGCCCUUCCCCAAAGAAGCCGCCGACAUCCUCCUGGCCCCGACCGACCCUGAGGAAGUGGAGAUCAAGCCGGACGGGAUCCUGUACCUGCCGGAGAUCAAAUACCGCCGGAUCCUGAACCGGGCGUUCGGACCGGGCGGGUGGGGGCUCGUGCCGCGGAGCGAGAGCAUCGUGACCCCCAAGAUGGUGACGCGGGAGUAUGCGUUGGUGUGUCAUGGGCGUCUCGUUUCCGUCGCCCGCGGCGAACAGGAUUACUUCUCGCCGGACGGAAUCCCCACGGCCACGGAGGGGUGCCGCUCCAACGCCCUGGUGCGCUGCUGCAAGGAUCUGGGCAUCGCCAGCGAGCUCUGGGAUCCCCGGUGGAUCCGCAAGUACAAGGCCCAGUACACCCGCGAGGCCUUCGUCGAGCACGUGGUCAACAAGCGCAAGUCCAAGAUCUGGGUCCGCAAGGACGAUGAGGUCUCGUACCCUUGGAAGGAGACGAAAUAGGUUCGUUGUUCCUUGUUUUCGGCACUGAAAGGUGUCUCCUCUUCUCGUGUUCUCGGAGUUUGGGGGGCUGUAUGUAUUAUGGACUGUACAAUAGACUCACGGAUGGGGAGCUAAAAGAAGAAAUCGGGUGAAGGUUACAAUAUCUCUUCAGAUGGUAUUAUCAUACUAUCUACCUGCGUAAACUACAUCGGUUCUUGGCAAAUCCACAUAACAUAUCAGCUAAAGUCAGUCUUUUGCUUCUUGGGGAAUAGAUCUUUGAUAAUAAUACAGAAUUCACGCCA
Aspergillus fijiensis CBS 313.89 is the source of this 1336-nucleotide messenger RNA. Its product is annotated as putative mitochondrial genome maintenance protein Mgm101. Gene Ontology annotation, cellular component: mitochondrial nucleoid; mitochondrial chromosome. Gene Ontology annotation, biological process: interstrand cross-link repair; recombinational repair. Bases 135 to 1055 code for a protein of 306 amino acids. The transcript is spliced from 2 exons. NCBI's taxonomy places the organism in Eukaryota, Fungi, Ascomycota, Eurotiomycetes, Eurotiales, Aspergillaceae. Gene Ontology annotation, molecular function: single-stranded DNA binding. The record is from RefSeq and is a predicted model, not a curated record.